AAAGAGAUAUCGCGAAAAUUUUCAACGAAAAGUUUCGAUGUUAACAAAUAUGGGUUUCGAGGAAGCUGAAGCCAGAAGAGCCUUGGAAAAUGCUUUAGAUGACCCGGAAUUGGCUUUGAAAAUACUUCAAUAUGAUGCUGAAAGGCGAAAAGAGAAGAGGGAGCAAAUUGAAUCAGAUGUCAACCCUCAAAAACAGCGUUCACCAACUCCAUUGCUAUCUAAUGUCCCUGCCGUAUACCGCAAAAAUGCCCCUAACAUACCAGUUAAGUUAAGAAAAGAAUCUUCAUGUGAUUCAGGUAUUCAACAGAGCUCUGCUACUCCAAGAAUGGAAGAACGACAAACAGCAUUAAAUAAUAAAAUCAGCAAAAUAACAAGCAAAAUUUAGUCAUUUGACGUUAUGGUAAAGUUCAUUAAUUGAUGAGGGUCAAGUUAGGUCUAAUCUACUUAAAGGUCUUGUCCAAAGGGUUGUUGUGACUAAGUAUAUGAACAAUACACAACUCUUCUUUAUUUUUUAAAGAAAAUAGAGGAAUAAGUGGAAAUAAUGUGAUGUAUUAGAAAGAAGGCAUUCUUUUUAACGUACCAAAUAGAGGAAUUAAUUUGAAGACAUUCUGGUUAUCAAAACUACUUGAGCUAUAUACUGAAUGAAAUAUGUGAUGUCACAUCAAGUUUUUGUUAUAAGGCUUUUUACUUAGUUAUAUUGUAGAACUUAUAGGAAGAGGUUUGCAUGAAAGUAACUGUUUUGAAUGUCUAUUGUUUUUUCCCUGUAAAUCUUUUGACACAUUAACUGAGUGCAGAUAUUAUUAUCAAAAUAAUCAAAGAUUUGCUUCAUUCAGUACAAAAAUGCAAUUUUCUGUGGCACAGUUCAGUUAAUCAUUCAAAUAAAGACGAUAUUUUUAAAUAAGUGAAUUUUCUUUUCAAGUGGGCUAGAACAUUAGUUUCCAAAUCUGAAACAAGACCUCUCCGUUAUUAUUCUUCAAACUCAUGCACCGACUCUUAAGCCAUACAUUUAAAUUAAUAUUUUCACUUAAUGAUUCAUAUUUGGCCUUUGCAUCUACUUCUCUUUAUUAUGAAAUGCUUGCGAAAUAAUCAACUGUCAACGUGUCUUGAUAUGUGAAAGAAAUCUAGAUUAUAUUGAUGUGGCUUGGACUUCACGUUUUGAUUAAAGUAAACACCAUUGGAGGGAGACAAAUCUGUAAAAAAUAUC
Messenger RNA from Ruditapes philippinarum (Manila clam), 1204 nucleotides. RefSeq lists its product as uncharacterized. Lineage: Eukaryota; Metazoa; Mollusca; Bivalvia; Venerida; Veneridae. Bases 38 to 385 code for a protein of 115 amino acids. Gene Ontology annotation, molecular function: protein binding. The record is from RefSeq and is a predicted model, not a curated record. The transcript is spliced from 2 exons.